Molecule: messenger RNA, 2412 nt
Organism: Calypte anna (Anna's hummingbird)
Lineage: Eukaryota; Metazoa; Chordata; Aves; Apodiformes; Trochilidae
Gene: TERB1
Product: telomere repeat binding bouquet formation protein 1
Exons: 18
Coding region: 1-2412 (803 amino acids)
Biological process (GO): meiotic attachment of telomere to nuclear envelope; homologous chromosome pairing at meiosis
Source: RefSeq, a predicted model, not a curated record
AUGGAAAAUCAAAAGGUGCAGAAUAAACAAUGUGAUAUGAAAACAGAUCUGAACUUACUGCUUGAAUGCCUUAAAUAUCAGAUGGACUGCCCUGUAUCUCAGAAAGAGGCUCUGAUGACUAUUUAUUCAAUUUGUCAACAAAAUAGUGAAGCAAGCGAGUAUUUGAGAGAAAUUGGUGGUUUGAUGUUCAUUAAUGAUCUUGCUAAGUCAAGUGUUCAUUGCAUAGUAAAGGAAGCAGCUUUGUUUACAUUAGGAAUUAUUAUAGAGAGUAAUGUUUAUUGUCAACAAACUUUGUGUACUUCUGCAUUGUUUGAAGACCUCAUUUUGUUUUUAAUUAAUAAGGAUUCUGGUGUGAACUUGAAAAGAAUGUCUGUUUAUGUCAUCUUAGUACUGGUUUCAAAUAAUAAAAGUGGUCAAACCUAUGUCAGAGAUACAGGCUGCAUUGGGCUUCUGCUACAGUUAUUCAGAACAACUCUUUCCAAAUCUGAGAUUAAUCUGUCAGAUGAAAAUACUAAUCAGUGCUACCAGCUAUGGUCUUCAGUCUGCAGUACUCUCUGUGCCUGUGUUAACAAUCCCCAGAAUGAAGAUAAUCAAAACAUCUGUUGUUCAGUUUUCCCGUACGCCAAAGAGUGGCUCGAAAGUUGCGCCGAGCCUCAGAUUGUUCGUCCCAUUUGUUCAUUUGUUGGGCUCACGGUUGCAAAUAACACAUAUGUGCAGAAAUAUUUUGUUUCUGUUGGAGGAUUGGAUACAUUGGCUAAAGUUCUCAUCAAGUUGAUGCAUGAUUCCUGUGUGAGUCACUCAAACACAAAACUAGCAGUAGUAGUAACAAGGACUCUGGACGCCUGCAUUGCUAAUGACUCUGCUAUGGGUGUUGUCUUGACAAAAUAUCACACGGUAUCAGAGCUACUGAAGCUGCUGUCCAAUGACACUCUGGAUACAGGAGAAAAGAUUAGUGUUAUUCUAACAAUUGGACACUGUACUGAAGUUUGUGAAGAAAACCAGUGUGAACUACUCCAGAACAAUGGUCUUCCACUAAUGAUUCAGGUAUUGACGGAGUCUCGGGAUGAGGAACUAAACAAAGCUGCUACUUUUGUGCUACAAAACUGCAAACAAAUGACUGAACAAUUGUCUCUGAAAAUAAAUGACAAUCCAUUAAAUGUGAACAAUGCAGAAGAGUUGGAUAUGCAAGUCAGAAAAAGAAGUCUACAAGACUACUGGAAGAAAGCAAAAGAAAUGUUACACAGAAUAAAAUUGAUUGAAAAAGAACAUGAUGAGGAAAGAGUGCAAGGAAGAUUAUUUGUAGACAGAUCUUCUUCUGCAGCCAAUAUUGAAGCAUCAAAAUACCAUGAAGUGAAUCUACCUCAUGCAAAAACAACUAGAGAAAGAACACAUGAAGUAGUACAUUGUCCACAGCUGGCUUCAGAGCCACAUGAUCAGGUUCUAGUUCCAGCUGUUAGUAUUUCACCACUCAAAAAUGGAAUAGUGAAUACUAUGGAUCCAACAAAUGCUCCUACUAGACAAAGGAAACACAGUAAUACUCCAAGUUCAAUUAAAGAACUGCCAACAGACAGUGCACUUCAACAUCAUAGUAUGCAUGAAGAAACUGCUUGUGUAAAAAAUCAGUCUGUCCUUCAAGUAAGUGAACAUUUAUUUAAGCAACCAGUGGACCUUAAUAAAAACAUGAAACAGACAUGCACAUCAGGUUGUAAAGCAAGAGGACUGUCCUUCAAUAGUAAAACCUUUGCCAGGAUGUUCCAAAGUUGUCCAUACCAGUGUGACCAUCACAAAGUCAUUCUGGAAGCUGAAGAAAGAUAUAAAAAGGAGCUUCGCAAACUGUCUGUUUGUAGUGACAGUAGAUAUGCAGCUCAUGAGACAAUACUGCUGACCCCAGUUAGGAAAGAAAGACUACAUACAGAUACAUCAACUUUUAGGAGCAAAAAGGAUAGUUUACAAAGUAUUCUUUUGACUCCAAUUAGGAAAAAUAAAUCCAAUACUUGGAAUAGAGAUGAACACAGUAAAAAACCCACUAGGUUGACUGAUGACUAUAACUUGAUACCUACAUAUGAAAAGUCUUUCAAAAAACCCCAAGAUGCCAUCCUGAAGAGACAAAGAGACAAAGAAAUGUGCAAUCAACAAUGUCAGUCCUUAAAAGAAAAUUGCACAUAUUCACUGAAAAAGGUUGAGAGCAAUAAAAUAUGUUCCCUGGGCAUGAACACAAGACCUUUAAACACAAGAAGAAGAACCCGAAAAGAUUUCACGACUGAAGAAAUCAACUGUCUUUUGAAUGGAGUAAAAGAAAUGGGUAAUCACUGGAAUUUAAUUUUGUGGUCUUACCCAUUUCAGAAAGGACGUACGAGUGUUGAUCUUUCCAAGAAAUACUACAGGUUACAGUUGCAAGUAAUCAUAGUUUAA